AUGACUACUACAAAAAUAUCGACCAAUCCUCAACUAUCAUCUACAUUAUGCUCACAAUGUAGUUCAAUGGCACAUUUUAAAUGCAUUGAUCAUUGCGAUGAUGUUUUUUGUGGUAAAUGUAGUGUUAAACAUCGAACAGCCGUUACUAAUCGUAUGAAUGACUUAGCAAGGCAGCUUAAACUUUGUAAAAUUGAUCCUAUAACAACGCACGAUGAAAUAGAUAAUAAUUUUAUUCGUGCUUCCAAUCAAACUAUUAAACGCACUCGUGAUACUGUAAACAAUUUAAUUACUGAAAUUCAACAACGUGAAAAAACCAUAAUUAAGGAAAUUGAAUGUAAUUUAGAAGCGAGACAAGAAGAAAGAAAAAAACGUACGGAUUCUGCAUUGUUAACAAGUGAAGAAGCUGUCGAUUAUACUCUUUUACUCAUGAAUUGUCUUAAACAAGAUCAGUUAAUUGAUAUCGAUACUCUUGCUGCUAUUCAACGUCGUUUAGAGGCUCGUAGUGCGCUCGGUCAAUCUGUAUCUGAAGCAAAAACUCCUUUAAUUGAAUUAGGAAAAUUUGAGCCAAAUAAACUUCUUCAACUUCGUGCUGCUCCUCGAGCGGAGUCUCCUCAACAUAGAACUAGACAUAAGAAUAAGAUUCCAGUAACAAUUAGUUUGGAUAAAUGUAGAUUCUUUCAAAUUCCAUUUGAAGGAACAUUCUCUGUUGGCAAACAUCCAACAGCUGUAUCGUUAAAUGAUCGUUAUCUUGAAACAUUCUUUUGUCGUCGUACACCCGGCAAUAGUUUAAUCUUAUUAAGUUCUACAACUAUUGAUGUUGUUAAUCGUGGUUCAGGUGUUGAAAUGAGUGUACGAUUAUCAAAAGUUUUAGGCACAGAAAAAGAUAAAAUAUUAGCUGGUGCUUGGUGUGAAUAUUCACAACGCCUUAUACUUGUUGGAAAUCAUCGAAUGUAUUUUUAUGAUUUACAAGGACAAGAACAUGCAAAAAGAUUUCGAUGCGAACCAAAACAUGGAGAUCCUGGAAAUACACCAAGAUUUCUUAAUUGUACACACGAUGGUUCUAUAUUCUACGCGUACAAAUCUGUUUCAAAUUCAUAUAUCAUAGAGAAACAUGCUUAUCCACUUUUAUUAUCAAAAAACAAUGACGAUAAUGACCAAGAAGAUACUACACACUUUUUUCAAACAAAACAAAGUAUAAAAAUGAAUGAUCAUUUAGCAGCUAUGUGCGUUACACAUAAUCGUAUUGCAUUAGUCUAUCGUAAUUUUCCAUCUGAUAAACUUCUUGAGCAUUCUAUUUGUUUAUUGGAUCAUGAUUUUAAGAAUCUCAAAUAUGAACGCGUAUCAUUACCAUCGGAUAUUAAAUGGAUUACAGCAAUUGCAUCAUUCGGUAAUGAUGAUCAAUAUCUAUUAUGUGAUCCACGUGGUCAACAAUUAUUAUUAUAUCGUUCAACAGACGGUAUAUUAACACGUCGAUUUCGUAUUGGAGCACUAAAUGCAUGUUGUUUGACAGAUGGAAAACUUGUUUUAUGGUUACAAAAACAAUAUGCAAGUUCGCCAACAGGAAAACUUCAUUUCAUUACAGCUCCACAUUUAGAACAACGAACCAAUGUAUCUAAAUCACUUCCAUUAUUAACUCAAAAAUGA
Molecule: messenger RNA, 1644 nt
Organism: Rotaria socialis
Lineage: Eukaryota; Metazoa; Rotifera; Eurotatoria; Philodinida; Philodinidae
Source: the annotation of a GenBank genome assembly